GGAGCAAAUGUAAUGUCUGGUCAGAAAGGAGGUGUCCAAACUAAACUUAAGCAAAUUUAUCCAUACGCUAAAUACACCCAUUGCAUGGCUCACAAAUUAAAUUUAGUGAUUGUGGACACAUGCAAAUAUUUGAAAGAUCUUAGAAAAUUAUUUAAUGGACUAGAAGCCAUAUACGUACAUUUCUCAUACCCUUCAAAAAAUAAAAAAUUCAAUGAAAUUCAAAACCAACUUGGUUUGAAAAAAACAUCAUUAGUUCAGUUAAGUGAAACAAGAUGGGCCUGUCGUUUUAAAAGUUGCAGCUCAGUCAUACAAAAUUAUGGUGUAUUAAUUCAGUCUUUAAAAGAGGAAAUUGAUGCUCAAAAAAAUAAAGAUGUCGCAGAAGCAAUUGGUAUUAUUUCAACAAUUAAGUCUGAUUAUUUUGUAGUACAUUUAUUCAUAUUAGACAACCCUCGGUAA
Messenger RNA from Aphis gossypii (cotton aphid), 456 nucleotides. RefSeq names its product zinc finger protein 862-like. The record is from RefSeq and is a predicted model, not a curated record. Bases 13 to 456 code for a protein of 147 amino acids. NCBI's taxonomy places the organism in Eukaryota, Metazoa, Arthropoda, Insecta, Hemiptera, Aphididae. The transcript is spliced from 4 exons.